Mytilus trossulus (common blue mussel) is the source of this 5132-nucleotide messenger RNA. Its product is annotated as apolipoprotein(a)-like. Lineage: Eukaryota; Metazoa; Mollusca; Bivalvia; Mytilida; Mytilidae. Bases 129 to 5132 code for a protein of 1667 amino acids. Gene Ontology annotation, molecular function: calcium ion binding; metalloendopeptidase activity; zinc ion binding. Gene Ontology annotation, cellular component: membrane. The record is from RefSeq and is a predicted model, not a curated record. Gene Ontology annotation, biological process: proteolysis. The transcript has 35 exons.
UAAACUGAACAAACCCUGACUCGCAAUGAAAAUGAUCGGCAGUCAAGCAAGGCACAUUCCCUCAUCCGAUGACUUUUUUCUGGAUAUAAAAAUGUUCAUAUGUUAAAGACACCAUACUUCCUAGAGCAAUGAAGUCCUUCUUAUGUGUCAGCAUUUUGAUUGUCAACUUCAUUGCAUGUUUAUGCUAUACAGAUAACUUUAACAGUUAUAGAAAUGAAGAUGAAAAGUAUGAUCGAUUGAUAGAACUACUACGCAACAAACUACGCCAGCUAAAAGAAAAUGAGAUAGAAAACCGGCGGAAACACACGGCACCAACAGCAGUAAAGAAAGACAAUCCAAAAGAUUCUGAGGAAAAUUUAAAGGCCAUAGAAGACCUGAAUGUUGAUCCAGACUCUAAAAAUAUGGAAUUAAUUGAGAGCUUCCAGGUUUUAAAGAAUCACAGGAAAUUUAAGGCUAAUCAUAUCCAUCCCGAGGAAAGUAAACAUGUCAAAGCAGAGGCUUUUGACAAACAUAUAUUGACCCAUGCCCAGAAAGUGGAGCUAAACAUGGAGUCUGAAGAUUCAAACGAAACCGACAUAAACAGUCGUGGUAUUUUUAAAAGAGGAUUUAGAACAGGUCGUCUUUGGAAUAAACACACAGUACCCUAUGAAAUAGAUUCAAGUCUAGAUACUCAAGUGGCAAGGGACGUAAUUAACCAGGCUAUACAAGUAUUCGCUACUUUGACAUGUAUGCAGUGGAAACCUCACACAUCUACUUUAGAAAUAGAGCUUGGGCACAAAUCAUACGUUAAUUUUUACAGUGGCAGCGGAUGUACGUCACAUGUUGGUAGAAGUAGUGAUGGAAAACAAGGUUUGAGUCUUAGUGCUCCUGGUUGUCUAGGGCUUGGAACUACGUUGCAUGAAAUGUUACAUGCUCUAGGCCAAUAUCAUGAACAGAGCAGAACAGAUAGAGAUGACCAUGUUUAUAUAGAUUACAACCAAAUAGGAGUAAACAAAGGGGAUGCUAAUUAUGGAAAGUUCAACACGAGAGAUCUUAAUCCAUAUGAUUAUGAAUCAAUAGAGCACUACUCAUUAAAAAAAGGAUUCGAGGCAUUACAACCUGAAUUGGGAUUCCUAACGUCAUACGGAUCGGGAUUGUCCUUUUAUGAUAUUGCUGACAUUACAGACGCAUAUACAUGUGCAGAAAAAUGCGUGAAUCCUCCUGAAUGCAAGAAUGGUGGUUUUUUAAACUCUGGUUGUAAAUGUCAUUGUCCUUACGGUCUGACUGGCGACAACUGCGAUUCAGUUAUCAACAGCGGAGUUUGUGGUGGAAUCAUCGACAUUACCCCCGGUGAAAAGGAAGUUAUAAGUUCACCAAAUUUUCCAAAUAAUUAUGGCGUUGGUAUGGAGUGUGUGUGGCUUUUGAGGGCACCAUCUAGUUUUCAUGUACGACUGGAUGCUGACGUAUUUCAUCUUCCAUAUGACGCAGAAGAUGACAGAUGUUAUCAUUGGUUAGAAGUAAGAUACAAUCUACCUGGACAGACUGGAAUAAGAGUUUGUGGUGAUUCAAGUGGUGAUUCGUGGGUAACGUCCGCAUGGGGUGAAAAGAAUCUCAUGUUGCUUAUAUUCGACAGCGAAUUUGGAAAGCUACAUUCCCCAGAGAAAGGAUUUUCCCUUCAAGCCACAACAACUAAGGAUGGAUGCAUUCCAGAUCCAUGCAUAUAUGGAGUUUGUAAGGACUGUGAAAAUCAGGCAUAUCGUUGUGAAUGUGAUCCAGGAUUUGAAGGACAGAAAUGUGAUCAAGUCAAAGCUUCAGAAACGUUGGAAUGCACAUUUGAAAAAAGUAGCAAAUGUUUUCUGAAGAAUGUGAAAAACGACCAGUUUGACUGGAUUAUCUAUGCCGGCCCUACGGUUUCCGAUCUGACUGGGCCAGAAAGUGCCGCUGAGGGAUCUAAUUACAUGUAUGCUGAAUCAUCAUCACCAAGAUUGCCCAAUGAUAAAGCUGUUUUACAGUCGGAUAUAACUUUAACAGCGGAAGAUCGUUGUUUAAAAUUCUACUACAACAUGUUUGGUGCUGGAAUCGGAUCUUUAACUGUCAAAUCUGCCUCGAAUGUCUUGUGGUCUAAAAGUGGUAACCAAGGACUCAGUUGGCUUGCUGCUGCGGUAAACAUACCUCCAACGGCCAAUUUACAGAUUAUAUUUGAAGCAACACGGGGAAGUAACUGGGAAGGUGAUAUUGCUAUCGAUGACGUCAAAUUGAUUCCUGGGAUAUGUGAUAUUCCUGUGAAGUCGGAUUGUCUUUUAUCUGCCACUGGACAAGAUUACAUUGGAACACUAAGUAAAACAAAAUACGGGAAAACAUGUCAACGUUGGGAUUCCAGUUCUCCACACUCACAUACUUAUCAUACAUAUGACAAUGACGAAAACUACUGUCGAAAUACUCGAGGCGAUGAACCUUUGCCAUGGUGUUAUACCACAGAUCCCAACGAUCGAUGGGACUUUUGCGAAAUUCCACACUGUCAUAUACAAGAAUGUGUCCGGUCUAUAAAUGGUUACGAUUACUUGGGAAGUAAAGCAACAACAACACAGGGGAAAACUUGCAAAAAUAAUGGGGUUUGUAUAGGUAGUGGAAGCAGUUCUUCACCAUGGUGCUACGUGGACGACUCUAUCGUAAACUGGGAUACGUGUGAUAUAGCUAAGUGCACUGAUACGCCAAAAGAGUGCUUGCAAACUGGAAAGGGAACGGACUAUUUUGGAAGUAUGGCAAAGACAAAGACUGGUUCUGAAUGUCAACGUUGGGACAGCCAACAACCACAUGACCAUGAUUACUGGUACCUUGAGGACCAGGAAAACUUUUGCCGGAACCCAGAUGGUUCCUCAAGUCCUUGGUGCUUAUCGACAGACCCGGAUGUUAAAAAAGAAUACUGUGACAUUCCUUUUUGUGAUUAUAAAGGAUGUUCAACAAACCCUUGUGUACAUGGGGGAACCUGUCAGGAUACAUUAAACGGUGACUUUACAUGUCAGUGUCCAAAUGAAUAUGAAGGUGAUCGGUGUGAAGUGAAAGUUCCAUCAGUGGACGAUUGCAAGAGGUCUAUAGCUGGAUAUGACUACCAAGGACAACUAAACACAACUAUUGGAGGAUUUACUUGUCAGAUGUGGUCUUCAGAUCAGCCUCAUUCUCAUAGCAAACACGAUCAACCGGAGAAUUUCUGUCGUAAUCCAGACAAAGAUGAAAAACCGUGGUGCUAUACGACUACUUCCAGCAAGCGAUAUGACUUCUGUGACGUUCCAUUCUGUACAACGCCUGCCAAACAGUGCCUUCAAUCAGAUAAUGGUAUUGAAUACUAUGGUAAUGUUCGUCAAACAGAAGAUGGUAUUCCGUGUCAAAAAUGGGCUGAUCAAACACCACACUCUCACUCAUAUACUUAUAUUAGCGAUCAAGAGGACUUCUGUAGAAAUCCAGGAGCUGGCGAGAAAAAACCUUGGUGUUAUACAACCGAUUCUGAUAAAAGAUGGGAUUACUGUGACAUUCCUUUCUGUUAUUACAGUUUAAAAAAAAGAAAGAUGUAUGCGCCUAGUAAUCCCAAAUCAGAAAUGAAACAACCAUAUGUAAAAGACACCACUAUUCCUAGAACAAUGCAGUCCUCCAUAUUAUUCAGCAUUUUGAUCGUCACCUUAAUUACAAACUGUACAUCUUGGUUGAAUCCUAAUUCUAACGUUAAGGAGAAAGGAUGUAAGAAGACAGCUCAAGGUACUGAGUACAAAGGAAUGAUCAGUAACACUAUAAGCAACAGGAACUGUCAGAGUUGGAGGUUGAAUUAUCCUCAUCGUCACCGAUAUCAUUAUCCAGAUGUAAACUAUUGUCGUAAUCCAGACGGUUCAUCUGCACCUUGGUGUUAUACCACUGACCCCAAGAAACGAUGGGAAUAUUGUAAUGUCCCCUAUUGUUUUAAAAAGGAGAAAGGAUGUAAGAAGACAGCUCAGGGCUCUGAGUAUAAAGGAAUGAUCAGCACCACCAUUAGCCACAGGGACUGUCAAAGUUGGAAGUUGAAUUCUCCUCAUCAUCACCGAUAUCAUUAUCUAGAUGAAAACUAUUGUCGCAAUCCAGACAGUUCAACUGCACCGUGGUGUUAUACCACUGACCCCAAGAAACGAUGGGAUUAUUGUAAGGUACCUUAUUGCAUUAAACAGAAAGGAUGUAAGAAGACAGCGCAGGGGUUUGAGUAUAAGGGAAUGAUCAGUACCACAAUCAGCAACAGGGACUGUCAGACUUGGAAGUUGAAUACUCCUCAUCAUCACCGAUUUCAUAAUCAAGAUGAAAACUACUGUCGUAAUCCAGACGGUUCAGCUGUACCUUGGUGUUACACUACUGACCAUAAAAAGCGAUGGGAAUAUUGUAAUGUCCCUUUUUGUAAUUAUAAUCUAAAUGUAAUCGCAACAACGCCUGUCAAACAGUGCCUACAAUCAGAUAAUGGCGUCGAAUACUAUGGUAAUAGUCGCCUAACAGAAGAUGGUAUUCCGUGUCAGAAAUGGGCUGAUCAAACACCACAUUCUCAUUCAUAUACUUAUAUUACCGACCAAGAGGACUUCUCAAACUAUUGUCGUAAUCCAGACGGUGAACCUGCACCUUGGUGUUACACUACUGACCCUAACAAGCGAUGGGAAAUUUGUAGUGUCCCCUAUUGCACUAAGGAGAAAGGAUGUAAGAAGACAGUUAAGGGUUCUGAGUAUAAAGGGAAAAUCAGCACCACUAUCAACAACAGAGCCUGUCAAAGUUGGAAGUUGAAUUCUCCUCAUCGUCACCGAUUUCAUAGUUUAGAAGCAAACUAUUGUCGUAAUCCAGACGGUGAACCUGCACCUUGGUGUUACACUACUGACCCUAACAAGCGAUGGGAAAUUUGUAGUGUCCCCUUUUGCAUUAAGGAGAAAGGAUGUAAGAAGACAGCUCAGGGUUCUGAGUAUAAGGGAAAAAUCAGCACCACUAUCAGCAACAGAGCCUGUCAAAGCUGGAAGUUGAAUUCUCCUCAUCAACACCGAUUUCAUAAUUUAGAAGCAAACUAUUGUCGUAAUCCAGACGGUGAACCUGCACCUUGGUGUUACACUAAUGACCCUAGCAAGCGAUGGGAAAUUUGUAGUGUCCCAUUUUGUAAUUAG